CACAACAUCGCGAGCUCCCUGAUCGCGCGCGUGUGUGUCCAUCCACCUGCCUGCCUGUCAACUCAGGCGUUUUCCCCUCGGCUGCACGCAUCACCAGUUCGUCGCUGCGCAGGCCCACGGUCUUGCUGCCCGCCUCCGCAAUGGAGAAAGGCCAAGAUGCACUCGCCUCGGCGCCUGCAGGCCCCACUGCCGCCGCGUCCACGGCGCCCGUCGCCUCUGGCUCGACGCCCUUCCCCGAAAAGGCGGCCACGACGACGACAACCGCGAAGUCGUCCGCAAAUCCUCCGCUGCUGACCAAGGAAGAGGCAGCCGCCCAGGACGCGAAGCUCAGGCCGGAGCGCGAGGCCGCCUUUGCAGACUACCUUAGGAUCUUCUCGUACGCGAAACCAUGGGACUUCCCUCUCAUGAUUGUCGCUGCCCUCGCGGCCAUGGGCGCCGGCACUACCCUGCCGCUCAUGAACGUGGUUUUCGGUGCACUUGUUGGCCAAUUUACCAGCUAUUUCACGCCUAACCCGACCAUCACGCAGGAAGAGUUCCAGGCCGGUCUCAACAGGCAAUCGCUGUACAUCUUUUUGUUGUUCCUCGGCCGCUUUGUCCUAACCUACAUCAACAAGUUUUCCUUCCGCAUGAUCGGCAUUCGCAUGUCCGCCGCCAUCCGCCUGCACUACCUGCAAUGCCUCUUCUCCCAGGCCAUCCACGUCCUCGACUCCAUGGCCCCGGGAUCCGCGGCAGGGACAAUCACGACUACCGCCAACACCAUGCAGCUGGGCAUCUCCGAGAAGCUGGGCACGUUUCUCGAGUUCAUGGCCACCAUUAUCACGGCCACCGUCAUUGCCUUCACGUAUAGCUGGAGCUUGACCCUUGUAACAUGCUCCAUCAUCGUCUUCAUUGGGAUCGUUUCUGCCAUCCUCAUUCCUUUCAUCGUCAAGAGCACCAGCAGGACCACCAAGGCCGAGACCAAGUCCUCCUCCGUUGCCAGCGAGGCCUUUUCAGCUAUCCGCAUGGUUACAGCUUGUGGUGCUGAGGCGCAGAUGACCAAGCGCUUCGCGGUGUGGGCCGACGCCGCCAGGAGACAUGGACUGUCCACUUCGCCGCUCAUGGCCGCACAGUUUGGUCUCAUCUUCUUCUCCCUAUAUGCCGCUUUCGCCCUGGCUUUCUGGUUUGGUGGCCACAACAUCGGCAACAGCGAGACCGUCCUUGUCGUGCUUAUGUCCGUCAUGAUGAUGGUCAUUUCGCUCGAGCGCAUCUCGACCCCUCUUAUUGCAGUUGGAAAAGCCAUGGUCGCCGCCUGUGAGUUCUUCACCAUCAUCGAUGCCCCCCGCCCGGAGUCUGGUAACCUCAAGGGUCCCGAGGUCACUGCCAACAACGACAUCACCUUCAAGGGCGUCGACUUUGCCUACCCUAGCCGGCCGCACGUCAAAGUCCUCGACGGCCUUGACCUCACCAUCCAAGCCGGCAAGCUUACUGCCAUUGUUGGACCUUCCGGUUCAGGCAAGAGCACGAUUGUUGGCCUCAUCGAGCGCUGGUAUACUCUGCAGAAUCAACAUGUCAUCGCCAAGGCCAUCGACCCCGAGAAGAAGAAGAAGGCUGCCGAGAAGAAGAAAAAACAGGAGAAGAAGGCCAAGAAGAAUGGCGGCGUGAUCGAGACCGACUCGGACGACGAAGAAGCUGCAAGCCAGCCUGAGGACACGGGUGCUCCUAUCGAGCUGAAAGGUUCGAUACAGAAUGGAGAGCACGAACUCAAUGCGAUGGAUCUUAAGUGGUGGCGUUCGCAGAUCGGCUUGGUCCAGCAAGAACCUUUCCUCUUCAACGACAGCAUCUACAAGAAUGUGGCAUAUGGUUUGAUCGGCUCCGAAUUCGAGAAUGAGAGUGAAGAGCGCAAGAAGGAGCUCGUGCGGGAAGCUUGUAGAGAGUCAUUUGCCGACGAAUUCAUCGAUCGCCUUCCAGACGGGUAUGAGACCUUUGUGGGCGAUAGUGGCACGAAGCUAUCUGGAGGUCAGCGCCAACGCAUCAGCAUUGCUCGUGCAGUCAUAAAGAAGCCCAAGAUCCUCAUUCUUGACGAAGCCACCUCGGCCAUUGAUGUUCGUGGAGAAAAGAUUGUGCAGGCAGCACUCGACAAGGUUUCUCAGGGACGUACCACCAUCACCAUCGCGCAUCGGCUGUCAACCAUCCGCAAAGCAGACACCAUCGUUGUCCUGAAGAAGGGCAAGGUUGUUGAACAGGGCACACACGAUUCACUGCUUGAGAACGACAAGGGCGUCUACUACGGCCUCGUUCACGCUCAGCACCUUUCCCUCGGCGAGCCUUCGGACGCCAGCGAUGUCGAAACCACUGAAGAGGAAGACCUUGGUACCGUCCUUGAUCGAGAGAAGAGCGCAGCGCUUUCCGAGGGCGGCGAAGUCACUGGCCAAGGACCAGGUUGGAAGCAACGAGGUCUCGUUCGAAGCUUCGGGUUGCUGCUGUACGAGCAAAAGACCCGCUUCCCAGCGUACGUAAUCACGAUAGUGGCCGCGAUGUGUGCUGGUUCCGUGUCUCCCGUACAAGCCUACCUCUUUGCGAAAAUUCUUGACGUCUUCACCCUCCCAAUCGGCAGUCCGGAGUACAACCGGGACAUCAACUUCUGGUCUCUGAUGUGGGCUGUGCUGGCCAUUAGCAAUGGCAUUGCUUAUUUCACGCUUGGCUAUGUCUCGACAACUAUUGCUCAUCACGUCUCCUCAUUCUACCGGAAGCAGUACUUUGAGAACCUUCUGUACCAGAAGACAUCCUACUUUGACCACGAGGACAACUCCACAGGCACUUUAACGGCUCGCGUUGGCGGCGACCCGAAGCAGCUCGAAGAGCUCCUCGGCAUGAACAUGUCCAUGGUGUACACUUCCUUCUUUACGCUCGUCGGUUCACUUUCCAUCUCGUUCGCCUUUGGCUGGAAACUCGCUCUGGUGGCAACCUGCGUGACGGUGCCGCUAGGCCUGAUCGCAGGGUACUUCCGCUUCAGGUUUGAGAUUCAGUUCGAGAAGAUGUAUGGCGCUGUCUUUGCCGAGUCAUCAAAAUUCGCUGCCGAGGCUAUCGGCGCCUUCAGGACCGUGGCGUCUUUGACACUCGAGGAUACCGUCACGGGCCGUUACGACGCCUUGCUGAGUGGUCACAUUACUGAAGCCUACAAGAAAGCCAGAUGGUCGACCAUCAUUUUUGCGUUCUCGGAAAGUGUCAGUUUGGGCUGCCAGGCGCUCAUCUUCUGGUAUGGAGGCACGCUUCUGGCCAGCCGCGAGUACAACAUGGUACAGUUCCUUGUCUGUUACAUGGCUGUCAUUCAAGGCGCCGAGGCCGCCGGCCAGGGCUUCAGCUUCGGGCCAAAUGCGGCCCAAGCAUCCGGUGCUGCAAACCGCAUUCUCAGUGUUCGUUCUUCGCGACACCAGGGCCAGAUUGGCGAAACUGAGCACAUCACCGGUGCCGAAGGUGGCAUCAAGAUCGAGCUCAAGAAUGUCCACUUCAAGUACCCAACUCGCGACGUCAAUGUGUUCAAGAACUUAAACAUGACCAUUGAGAAGGGCCAGUUUGCGGCGCUGGUGGGCGCCUCUGGCUGCGGCAAGACCAGCAUCAUUUCCCUGCUGGAGCGCUUCUAUGAAGUGCCCCGCGGUGAAAUCCUUGCCAAUGGAACCGACAUCAGCAAGGUUGACGUCCACGAGUACAGGAAGCACUUGUCUCUCGUCGCCCAAGAGCCAACCCUCUUCCAGGGCACGCUGCGCGAGAACAUCCUUCUAGGCAUGGACCCGGACGCCAUCUCCGAGGAGGAGCUGCACGCGGUAUGUCGCGAUGCGAGCAUCCACGACUUCAUCGUGUCGCUGCCUGACGGAUACAACACCGAGAUCGGAAGCAAAGGUGUUAGCCUGUCUGGUGGACAGAAGCAGCGCGUGGCUAUUGCGCGCGCGCUCGCACGGAAACCGCACGUGCUGCUGCUCGACGAGGCGACGAGCAGUUUGGACUCGGAGAGUGAGAAGCUGGUGCAAGCGGCGUUCGAGCGGGCGGCAGAGGGCCGGACCAUGGUAGUCGUCGCCCACCGCCUGGCGACCGUACAGAACGCCGAUGUCAUCUUUGUCCUAGGCGAGGGCAAUGUGCUUGAAAAGGGCAGUCACGCGGAACUCUUGAAGAAGAAGGGCGUGUACUGGCAUAUGUGCCAGAGCCAGGCCCUCGAUCGGUAACAUCAGCGGCUUGUGUAAUAUUUGUUGGAUCAGUUUUAAUAGAUAGACAUCCUCACCUCUCCGGGCAGGUUUUCCUUGUAUCUUCUCCUCUCCCGUUCUUUCUCUACACCACCUAAAAUCUAGGGACUAUAAAUUGCAUACAUGAAGGAGGCGUACCGAUCUCAUUGGUUAGGGGUCCGUAUGUACAAGUACGUGA
Molecule: messenger RNA, 4392 nt
Organism: Microdochium trichocladiopsis
Lineage: Eukaryota; Fungi; Ascomycota; Sordariomycetes; Xylariales; Microdochiaceae
Product: P-loop containing nucleoside triphosphate hydrolase protein
Exons: 5
Coding region: 141-4196 (1351 amino acids)
Biological process (GO): transmembrane transport
Cellular component (GO): membrane
Molecular function (GO): ABC-type transporter activity; ATP hydrolysis activity; ATP binding
Source: RefSeq, a predicted model, not a curated record